AAUAAAAUUGAAUCAUAUCCAUCAAAUACUGAAAUUAAAUGUAAGAAAGAAGAUAUUAAUGCCUGUAAUCUAACGUUCUUAAUUUAGGUAUAAGUAAAUUUCAAUAGUUUGGUCAUAAAAAUUCUUGCCUAAAAAAGGCAGUGAUUACAUCACACAACCUGACAGAAAGUUAAACAACUCCGGCAGAUAACCGGAGUGUUAAGAUUUCCGGUAUGACCGCAGGUCGUUACCGCCAUCACUAAAAUGUUUCAUGCACGGGUGUACGACUGUAAGACUGUGUCAGGUGCUUCAGGAAACACGUUAUGUUUGUGGAUACUGGACUAAUAUUUGACGGUUUCCACUCAAAUCUUGACAAACUGCAGGUCAGAUAACACCAAUAAGAUGGUGAUAUGAAGGGUAAAGAAGUCUGCUGGUGGCGCACGAAUUAACUUUGUGUAGUGUCUUUACAUCUGUUUUGAUGCCUAUCUUUAUCUGGAAAAAUAUUUUGCUGACAGUCCCGUGUAAAUGUUUUUGUCCCGUUUUUGGGUUUUUGUUUCAAUGAUUCUAAUUGCCACCUGUUGUUCGCGCAUCGAUGGUUUUUGGUUCUUCUCUUGUCCCCAUGGUAACGGUCUUGGACACGCCGGUGAUGUUUGCUCAGCUUUCUGUCGUUGCCAUCCUUCAAACACUUGCGAGGCGGGAAUACAGAAAUGUGCACCACCUGGAAGGUACAGAGACCGCUGUCAUGCGACGAGACCGUGUGCGACUGGGCUCAGUUGUCAUCCGGGAGUUCAGAAAUGCUUCCACGUGCCUCGUCGUCAUGGUGAACCGUGUGUAAUGGGUUAUGCAUGUGGCAGCGGGCUUUCUUGUGAGCCAGGAGUUCAGGCCUGUUUUCACCAUCCUCGCCAAUACGAGGAGCCUUGUUCUGCGGGAUAUCCCUGUGCCCCGGGACUCAGCUGCCAACCAGGUUAUCAGAGAUGCUUGCAUCACCCGAGGCUGGAAAAUGAGAGAUGUUCAGCAGGAUACACAUGCGCUGAUGGUCUGGACUGUAGACUGUGUGACAAGCCAUAUGCUACUUGUCAGCUGUCACGCGUACCCUCUUUGACAGAGCAGGACUAUGACAGACCCUUUAACAAAGUGGCAUUCCUUGUUACCCAUAACUCCUUUUCGCAUUCUCCAAAUUUUGCUGUAUGGGCACGCAAUCAACGUUUUAGCGUCAGUCAGCAGUUAAAGGAUGGUGUGCGUGGUUUCAUGUUAGACAUAUAUCCAGGGUGGGGCGCGGCGGAGGUUCGUCUUUGCCACUCGUCUUGUUUCUGGAGUGGUUCAACAGACUUGUUAAGCACACUGAUUGAAAUCAGAAAAUUCCUGGAGAGUGACAUUCGAGUGGUCAUUACAAUUAUCUUUGAGGAUUACUUAAAAAACCCCACGAUCUUGAAAAACGUUUUUGACCAGGCAGGAAUUUCUCCGUACGUGCUACUGAAGGACAAUUGGGGUGACGGGUUCACCGAUUGGCCCACUCUAAACGACAUGCGCAGACUAGGUAGACUGGUUGUGUUCAACAAUAAUGGCCUUCACGGAUUCCCUUAUACUGAGUUCAACAUGUGGAGAUAUGUUAGAGAGAACCGUUAUGGAACCCCAAGUAGAAAAAAGAGGGAAUGUGUAGACCGCGGAGAGUCUCGGUGGAACGCUGACUGGAAUGACCACUGGAGCCUGGUGUUGGUAAAUUGGUUUAAUACCCUGGCCAAUCCUCUUCAGCCAUGUCUUAAUUCUUUCGAGGAGAUAAGAGAGAAGUUAAACACUUGCCAUGACAAAUUUGGUUAUUGGGCAAAUUUUAUAGCGGUCAAUUAUUACACUGCAGGCUCAGGAGGCGGAGCUUUUCAAGCUGUCAAAUGGCUGAAUAAUAAGUUCAAGGGGGAAACUUCAGUCUCAAAGAUAAGAAAAGCAUCACUUAUUCCAUUCCCUGACAUGGUCACUCAUUGGGAUACAGCUAAUCAACAGCGUCAGACGAAUCCCAUUCCAAGGCAAGACGUGAUCGACGGACCAGGGUAUGGUAAAGGGUUUCACACCCUGUCAGAUGUUCUUUCUCAUAUACUGAAACACCGUCUCUUUAAAUGGGGAGAAAGAAAGAACACAACUAAAAUCAUCAGCACUGCUUCAGCAACAAAUAUCACGGCUUCAAACGCUUAUAUGGCUUCACAAGGGAAGAUUUCAUCAAAUGAAAAACAUAGCCAAGAUAGUAAGCUUGGGAAAUCAUCGACAAUAUUUCAAGAUUUUGGAAGAAAUGAUACAUUUUUGAAACGAAAUGAUCCUUUAAGAAACCAUAGAAUCCAAAUUAACCACCAUUUGAGAGAGACAACACAAUGGAGAGUUUCCCGAUCAAGGAUUAAAGUUCACCGUCAUAGAACUCGGAAUAAUUAUUUGCCUUCGCUCUCUUCAUUUAAACAUGAAAAAAGGAAAAAACUAAAAUUAAGACUUGGGACAACGAACAAAGGAAGGGGUCUCGAAAGAGGAUCGCAACGUAAAUUUAGAUACAAGGUGCAGCCCGUUAGCCGAAUGUUACUGAAGGCUUACGGGCACAACACGAUCUUCCCAAAACUUAGUCCCACCCUGAAGAUACGUAAUCUUCGGAAACAGGUGGCUCGGUUGAGAGCCAAGCUUAACAGGUUUAUUCACUUGGUGCACCAUCGAAAAAGGAAAAAGGCUCUGCCCUUUAAGCCCCUCCCAACUCUCAGCCGUACAUUUUAAUACAACAGUGCGGCUUUUUCUUAAAGUUUGAUUAUCUUUGUAAAAAUUCUUGAACUUUGUGAAUUCUUUUCCCAAUUUAAAUUUUCAAAUUUUUUUUCUGUCCAUUUUUGUCUUUGUUUUCUAUUUUAACAUGUUGAUCCACACAAGAUAACAGGGUUCAUGACAAACCAGUAAAUUGACAGCCCACGCCCGUUACAUGGCGUGAUAGAUCUAACGAUAAUUGUCAGCAAGCAAUAGAAUGAAAUUCCUGCACGAUUAUUAAAAGAAUUUGGAAAAAGCUUCC
Molecule: messenger RNA, 3004 nt
Organism: Pocillopora damicornis (cauliflower coral)
Lineage: Eukaryota; Metazoa; Cnidaria; Anthozoa; Scleractinia; Pocilloporidae
Biological process (GO): lipid metabolic process
Molecular function (GO): phosphoric diester hydrolase activity
Source: RefSeq, a predicted model, not a curated record